GAAGGUAUUCGAGGCCUUCAAUGUGUCUACCUCGAGCUCCAAGGUAGCCGAAGGCGAAUCCAAGUAUCAGCCCAAUUCCCAGUCGCACUAUAAUGAAGUAAUGAUGGAGGAAGAGAUAAAACUAACACUCGGAAUCCUUCCUUCGGGCGCAUCCCUUCUCCUCCUUACUUUUACUCAAGUCAAACAGCUAUGUUCCUAUUGGCGUUAUUCUUUACCUCUUCCUAAUGAAGCGCUCCAAUCAUCCGUAUUCGAAUCCUUAUCGCCAAUCGAAUUCGAUGAUAUUGAUUCGCUAGCGGCCAAGUUACGCUCGCUAGCACCAAAGAGCAGAGGCGAUCGAAGAGAUACGUCUCGAGACAACAAGGGCUUUUGCCAAUCGGUCGAUCUACAGGAAGGUAGCAAACGUGGAGUAUUUGAAAAUGUGCGACUGCUUCGACAGCUUGCUACAAAAAGAAUUCCGCCGCCUCCCUCUACUGCAGGAUUAGGAAACACGAUUCACGAACCAUAUGCUCAGUUUUCAAUCCCCCAGAAUUUGGAUAAAACUCUAUUGCCUCGGAUCCAAGUCGCGGCAUUUGCGUACACACUCUGGUCUGUUGGUAUGGGUAGUCUAGAUCUCCUUGAUGUGGCCUGGGCGAGAGCUGAAGGGGGCAUGCAUGAUUUGCGAGCUUCUCGUGACGGAGGGGGGGAACAAGUGGACUUUGGCUGGAAUUCGUAUAAAAACCAGUCAGGAUUGAUCAAGAAGACGUUUCCAAGGUCAAGGGUACAAGCUCAGAAGGAUCCCGACUUUGGGCCGUGGCUCUUCCGAAAGCUCUUGGGGUUCCAGAUGUCAAAUUAUGCUUCUUCGUCGACUAAUCAUUCGAGUUCUAUACCAGAUGGAAUGUCUGUAAGGCGGAACUGGUACUCAAGGAUGGAGAUGGAUCAAGGACGCAGGAUUAAGAAAUUUGUUAAGGGAUGACUCAUAUGGCAAUCUUGACCCCACUCGCGACGUGAUUAACACUCAUAAUCGUCCAUCCGACAACGGAUACAAAUCCAAAUACGAUUCUCGUACAGGCAAUUCUAUAUACCCCAGAAACUCCGGCAGAAGAUCCCCUUCUUCAUCUGCGUCAUCG
Lentinula edodes (shiitake mushroom) is the source of this 1106-nucleotide messenger RNA. RefSeq lists its product as uncharacterized. The transcript is spliced from 3 exons. The coding region runs from base 101 to 952 and encodes 283 amino acids. The record is from RefSeq and is a predicted model, not a curated record. NCBI's taxonomy places the organism in Eukaryota, Fungi, Basidiomycota, Agaricomycetes, Agaricales, Omphalotaceae.